Molecule: messenger RNA, 982 nt
Organism: Aegilops tauschii subsp. strangulata
Lineage: Eukaryota; Viridiplantae; Streptophyta; Magnoliopsida; Poales; Poaceae
Product: photosynthetic NDH subunit of subcomplex B 3, chloroplastic
Biological process (GO): P450-containing electron transport chain
Cellular component (GO): chloroplast thylakoid membrane
Molecular function (GO): 2 iron, 2 sulfur cluster binding; electron transfer activity
Source: RefSeq, a predicted model, not a curated record
CGAGUGCUGAUCCCAUAGCGGCCACAGGAAACAAAGCCGAAACGAAUAUAGCAGCAGCCCAGGAUAAGAUUCAAAAUAUCUUGACGACUGUGCAGCUCGCAGGCUGCGGCAAUGGCGGCGACACUGCAGUUCAUCAGCCUGCUCGGCACCUCCUCCGCCCAUCCAGCCCCUUCCUGCAGCAGCAGCAACGAGAAGCAGCACCGCUCUGUCCACCUGCCGCAGCAGCAGCAGGGGAGGAGGAAGAGCGGGAGGAGGCUCCGCGCCGUCCGCGCCGUCGAGACGGGCGCCGAGCCUGCCACCGCCGACUCUGAGACGACGGUGGAGCCGCCGUCCGUCGACUUUGCGUUCGUCAGCCCUCGGUUGCUGCCGGACGGGACGCCGGACGUGCACUACCGGACGGCGUGCGGCGGGCAGAAGCUCAGGGACAUCAUGCUCCAAGGUUACAUCGACCUCUACGGGCCUUACGAUAAAUUGCUGCUCAACUGCUCGGGAGGCGGCGAGUGCGGGACUUGCAUCGUGGAGGUAGUUGAAGGCGGCGAAAUGCUUUCUCCGAAAAACGAAGUAGAAAAGGAAAAGCUCAAAAGGAAACCCAAGUCAUGGAGGCUGGCGUGCCAGGCCACGGUUGGCAACCCAGAUUCAACAGGACAGAUGGUCAUACAACAGCUACCAGAGUGGAAGGUACACAAGUGGGACAAGUGACUGGCGUAUAACAUUAUGAUGAUUAUGCAGUAGACCUCAUGAGUCAUGACCCUGGAAGUAUUAAGGCAGGAGCAACACUUGGUCAAGAGAAGAAGAACUAGAGGCUGUCUGCUUGAAACCUCAGCGAGGACUAUAUGUAAAGGCCGACACAGAGACAUGUGAAGGCGUCCCAUAGAACUAGAAGCACAGGCGCACUUCCUUGCGCUCGCAAACAAAUACGUAGUGCAAAAUAAUCCAAAGUGCUCCAAUGCUCAAAUAUAAAACAAUCGGUUCAUUUUUCUCA